AUGGACAAGAAACGAACUUCAAAUUCAGUGGAAGAAGAGGCAGGUGUCCUGAAAUCAGGCUACGUUACAGCUUCAUUUUCGCCAUCCAAAACAAAAAAAAUGUAUUAUGCAGUGUUGGGUCAUCGAGCGCUUGAGUUACACGAAAGUGAAAAGAAAUCUCAAAGGAAGAAUAGACAUCCGCGACAUCUGAUUGAUCUCUCCACGUGUUUCAACAUUAAUCGGCAUUUUGAUGGCCGAUUGAAAUACUGCGUAGCGAUUAUGACACCUGAUGAAACACUCGUUUUGCGAGCGGAAACAGAUGUAUUAAGUGAUGAGUGGUACGACAUGUUAAUGUCUGCAGUGAUACCGGCACGAGCUCUACAUCUUGGACGACCCGUUCUUGCUAAUGAGUUUUUUGAAUGUGCUUGGGAUGUAACGAUGGUUGAACACCCAAAGUUCCGGAAAUCAGUUAAAUCUUCGGAGAAAUUGGUUAAUUUGUGUACAAAAGAUCCAUCAUUACUCGGACCACAUCGAUUAUGUUUUUAUCACCAUACGAUCAUUUUGUGUAGGCGAGGUAUUGAGCCAGCACCUUCGGAUGCUCUGUCUCAGUCAGGUAUUCCGCCGUUCAGAGUAACUGACUUCGUUGAAUUUCCUCGACAGUACAUGGCAAGUUUUGGCUCCCAGGAAAGGUAUUUUUUCAUGGUGAUGGGUCGCUCAUCACCGUCCGGUUCCGGCGAACUAUGGGCAUUGUGUGACUGUGAAGAAGUAGCUGCUGAUGUGCACAACAAAUUGAAUAAAAUUAUCGAAGAAGAGUGUGAGAAAAAGAAGAAAAUGCCGAAUGGACCAUUGCUACAUUUAACUUCUACGUAUCAUCGUGACCGACUUCAUACACAUAGUGGAAUUCGAAGGACAGGAACCACAGCUUCAAGAAAAUUGACUCCUGAUGAAUUAUCACUGAAAGAACGACGGGCCCAAUUACGUGGUUACAAGUGGGCUGCGGAUUUAAUUCAAGAAAGAACACAGGAAGAUACGCUGUCAUCCAACGUUCCAUCCUUUCUGUGGUUUGAUUCAACCACUGCCAGAGGCAAAUGUUUGAGGAAUUCAGGAUCUAGGCAAAAUUCUUUAAUUAAGAAAGUUGAUCGAAUGCGAAGUUUUGAAACGAAAAUAUCACUUCCCUCGUUAUCAAUAGUUGACCGCAUAGGAAGCGGAAAGAAUAAUAAGGGAUUCCCAGGAGAGCUGUCAUUCGAAAGUUCGGAGUGGAAGAAUCUUUCUCGAGGUCAUUCUUCAUUUGCAUCAUCAUCAGCUACAGAAGAAACUGAAGACAGGCAUGUUUUCUCGUUAUACCUGAGCGGUGGCACAUUACGAAUCGAUUUGGAAGAAGUAACCAAUCCUGUUGAAACAAGUGUAGAGCGACAGAUUAAAGCAACCAUCGAGCGUACGCAUCCGUUCAUAUUAAAACAAUCCAUGCCUCAUUUGGAAUCUCGCAAAGUUAUCUCGAUAACCAGUGGGCAUCCCGAAUGUGAUAAUCGAGCCAAUGAGAUAUCAUGCUCAGUUGCCGGAAGCACUAGUGCCAAUAAUGAUUUCUUGCAAACAACACCCGGCGAAACAUCGGAGGAUGCAUUUGGAGAUAAUUUGGAGUAUGCUCCAAUGGAAAUGAACUCAUGGUCAUCGGGAAGUGCAUCGCAUCUUGGUCUAUUAGGAGGAGAGCCACAAUUCAAUUUCGAGGAAGUACGAUCGUAUGUGUCGGACAGCAGCGAUAGUUGCUAUUCUUCAAUCGCAGCAAACGGUGCACCGCGAGCAUAUUCUUUUGGUGCGUCUCACAUUAUACAUCAGCAACCACGACGUUCAGGACGAAAACUAAUGCAUCCCGAACAUCCCGAAAAUGGUUCACCAGCACCCGAUUCCCUGCGUAAUAGUAGUACCUUACCGCAAAGCGAAGACAUACAUCAUUCAAAUAAGCCGUCACCAUCAACAUGUGCUUCUCAAGAGGAUGCUCGAAAGAGAGCUUUUUCUUUAGGAAGCAGCAAAUCAUGGUUUCAGAAGCCGUUUCGAAAGCUAUCUCGUGAUUUUAUGACACGUGCACAUCGUUUAUCGAAUACAUCCCAAGCAUCAUCAACGAGUUCAACUGGUCUAUCACUCAUUCAUUCGCCGAACUCUCCCUUUUUACCCUCAACACCUCAAGCAUUCAUCGCUGUUGAUCCAUGUCCAGUAUCUCGUGUUCGAUCAGGAAGCAUAGGAUCAGGACUUUCAACCCCAUGUUCCAAACGUCAUGUGAGUAAUGAUACUACAGGCGAUCAUGUCCCAGUGGAUUUUGGUGGUGGUGGCUUAUCACUCGGCAAAUCUGCAAGCGGCUCAUUACAUAGUGUCGAUAGUCCCUCAAGAUCACGAACUUCAUCAUUUGGUUGUGGACAACGGUGUUAUGGAUUGCGUGAUACAAGCGAUAUUAUUGUGCACACUACAGAUGCAGAAACAGAAUAUACUUCAGCGAUUCCGUCACGAUGUACAUAUGAACGAUGUAGGGAACAACUCAACAGCUCAUUAUGCGAAUUUGAUGAAGCAGACGAUUAUGUUAUAAGAGAUCCGGCAAAUGCAUCGGAUUUCCAUAUCAGUUCACCACGCAUUAGUCAUGAUGGACAACUAUGUGGGAAUAAUUAUUCGGAUUCUCGUAGUUCACAGAUUUUCGAAACGAUACAAGAAAGUUUGUCAGGAAGAUCCUCUCCUGCAAAAGAUAGUGAAUCAAUUGGGAGUCACGAAGAGCAAGAAGUUUGCGAUAAAACGGAUAGGAAGUCCCAAAACAAUAGAUUCAUCGGAAAGAAAGUUUGUAAGGAAGAUGGUGGUGGUGCUGACAAUGAACGAGAACAAAAAAAGAUAUUGAGUUCUGAUCCUGAUUUAGAAUUUGUUCCUGUGGAUGUAAGCUUCCAUUUUAUGUCGAUUAAGUAG
This is a messenger RNA of Cercopithifilaria johnstoni, 2919 nucleotides long. The record is from the annotation of a GenBank genome assembly. Lineage: Eukaryota; Metazoa; Nematoda; Chromadorea; Rhabditida; Onchocercidae.